Molecule: messenger RNA, 2063 nt
Organism: Osmerus eperlanus (European smelt)
Lineage: Eukaryota; Metazoa; Chordata; Actinopteri; Osmeriformes; Osmeridae
Gene: tbx16l
Product: T-box transcription factor 16, like
Biological process (GO): cell fate specification; regulation of transcription by RNA polymerase II; positive regulation of DNA-templated transcription
Cellular component (GO): nucleus
Molecular function (GO): DNA-binding transcription factor activity, RNA polymerase II-specific; RNA polymerase II cis-regulatory region sequence-specific DNA binding
Source: RefSeq, a predicted model, not a curated record
UCCCUUCCUCUCACACAAGAUGUAGAUCUGCUCUAACCUGUGAAGAGGGCUCAGAAGAUCAAAGUGAGACUCUGAUUGAAGUCCCUGCCAGUCCCACUCCUCUCCCAUUUGGGGGGACAGCAGUAUCUCAAGUGCAGACAUCAGUAUGCCUAGUUAGACUUUGGAGUAAAUCAGGAAAGGAUAGCAGGAUUGAGGAUUCAAUGCCAUGUUUUUGCAUCAGGAGAGGCCACUGUGUGAUUACCAGUAUUCACUCAACUCUCAGCCCAAGAACUAUGCUUAUUGCCCUCCAGAUUGGAAGGAUGCUGCUUACCACGGACAGUCAUGGGAUGCCGGUAUUGCCGGAGGCGACACCGAAAUAUCGUCGCUUCAAGUCCGGGUGUCUCUGCAGGGUCGUGAACUUUGGGAAAAAUUCGGAGACUUGGAUACAGAGAUGCUCAUUACAAAAACAGGAAGGCGGAUGUUUCCGAGCUGCAAAGUCACUGUGACGGGGUUGAACCCUCGGGCAAAGUAUGUACUGAUGAUGGACAUGAUCCCUUUUGAUGAUAACAAAUACAAGUGGUCCAAGGAUCACUGGGAGGUUAGUGGUGUGACAGACCCUCAUCUAGCCAACCACUUCUUCAUCCACCCGGACUCACCCGCUCUGGGGGAGAGAUGGAUGCAGUACCCAGUCUCCUUCCACAAGCUCAAGCUUACCAACAACACACUUAACUCAAAUGGCCUGGUGAUUCUCCACUCCAUGCAUAAGUACUUGCCCCGCUUGCAUAUAAUCCAAUCCCCUGACCCCUGCAGCCCUUUCUCAGGAGGCUAUCUGCGUUUCACCUUUCCAGAGGCAGCCUUCAUAGCAGUCACUGCCUACCAGAACGCUGAGGUAACAAAGCUCAAAAUAGACAACAAUCCUUUUGCCAAAGGCUUUCGUGACAGUGGACUGAAUAGAAAAAGGUUCAGAGAGAAGGAGAAAACAAGCCCUGACAAGCAUGUGGAUGAACAAGUGAUCAUACCUUCAAAUGUAUUCAGACCUGUAGAUGCAGCCAAUGAAAAUGACAGCACAGUAUCCAGCUCAGUGGACUCCCAUGGAACGGACUACAGGCUGGACAACACACUUCGACCGACAGCCCCAAACCCAUUCAUCUCAGCCUUCAUGAACCGGGGCCCUGCAGCCCUGCCCUCUGAGGAGUGGGCAAACAGCCCUCAAAGUACACCAAGCACCCAAGAUUACAGCAGCCCUGUGCAUACUGAAGCAGUGUGUCCUCGCUUGCGAAACGUCGCCUCUCCUCUCUUCACACACACACUGGGCCAGACACACUCAGGAUUGGUCGGUUUCAGGCGGCCUGCACCAUACAGCAGUCGAGCGAUAGGACCACCUCAGCACCAAGGCCUUGGUGCACCCCCCCUCGACACCACCCCCCUCCAGACCCGCAGACGGAGCAUCAGCACCAGGCUGACUUUGAACCCCCUCCCCCUGCCCCCUAAGGUCAGCAGGAUCCACCUCUCGGAGAGCGCCUUGCGUUCCCUGGAUAUGAGCCCGUCCUGCGACCCAGGAAGCCCCAGGCCCCUCGCCAACAUCCUCAACAGGAUCCACAGCCGGGGGGCUUCCGUCUCUGGGAGUCCUGGGAAGCUGCACCAGGCCCAGUACGAGAGGCCAAGCCUGGGGCUGGAGAGACAGCUACGGCCCCCCUACCCACCACAGCUGGAGCACACAGGAGACUACCUGCCCAUCCACGGCACGAUGCUUUACCAGAACAGCCUGAUGGGUCCUGUAGGCCCUCUCUGGGAUUACCAUGGGAACCCCAGAGGCCCCUCCUCACUGGAGUACUCUUAUAAAACACCUUUGCUUGACUACUUCUUAGAGGACCAGAGUGGAAAGUAAAUGCUUCCAAAAACAAGCUUAUAGAUAAUGUUGAAUAAACUAGACAAUACAUUCCUCCUUACAAUGUUAGCAGAUGCUCUGACGUGUGAAGAAUAGGUUUUCAAAAUUGUUAAAUUUUUGGUCAAAAGUAAUGUUAUUACAAGAGUGUGUAUAUAUUUCUUUUUUGUUAUCAAGAAUUAAAUGGAUUUUCCCAUUU